CGUGUACAGUGACCAAGGACCGUUUCCACGUUAGUGUUUUUAUAAAUUUGUUGUUAUUUAGACGUUUAUUAACACACUGGAUCUCAAAAUAUGACUCAUUUACUGCACAGAGUCACAUACUUACCCCAGGUAGUCUUUAAUUCGCGUUGGAGACAGAACUUGGUUGAUAUAUUAUCUAGGUAACGCUAACUAGCUGCUAACAAUGGCUAACUGUAACGUUAUGGUUUUUCACACUCAAAUAGCCUCCAUCAUGGAGGUGCUAGCGAGUGCAGCCGUGGCAGAUAUAUGUAAACUUGUAGACGACGACUAUGCAGUGUUUCGUUUGGAAAUAACUCAAAGCCAGAAAGAAAACAGGGCAUUGCGGAGGAAACUACAGUUACUGGAACUUAAGGUGGCAAGGGAGCACGCAGAGAGGACAACGCAAGAGCGCAUUCUCGCCAGUCGUCCCAGAAGUGUCAAGAUCCUCGACCGAUAUGGUGGAAUGGAAAGAGGUGAAGGACAUCUCACUGGAGGCCACAGGAGCUUUGUGAAGCCAGCGGGAGACAAUACAUGGAGUGAUGACCAACCAAUCACUGUUGAUGAGGAGAGUGGAACCUCAACCCAGCAUGUUAUCGUGAUCGAGUCUGCAGAUGCCAAGGCUGCAGGUCCUGGGGUCAAGCAGGAGAGGACUGAAGGAGUGGAGGACCCACGGCACAGCAGAGACAUCCAGACUGGUGUGGCUGUAGCCAUGGAGGAACCCACCACCACCCCAGCGCAGCCCAGCUCCCGACGCAGCAUCACGGAGGUCAGUGGAACGCUGAACGCCAUCCUCAAGUCAGAGACAGAGACUUUAACUGUGACACAAAGGCUUUUACACACAGGAUCUGACGACAGGUCAGACCCAGAGACACUGGGGCUGGGGAGACUGGGCUGUCCUCCUGCUCCCGGCUCAGAGUAUUUACUUUACGGUAACCGAAGCCCGGUUCAUUCCCAUCGGAACUCAGGUGACCCGUUAGAAACUGGCAAUGAUCUAUCUUGUUCUUACGCUACAGAGAUCGACCCUGGCAACAUAUCCUUAGAUUUAGAGACACAGGCUGAUCCAUCCAGAGGAGACUGGAACCGGUACAGUAGUAGUGUAUACUCUGAAGGGUGCAUAGAUAAGAAAGGGGAAGGUCUGGUCGUAGAUGAGGUAACUGUGAAAGUGGAGGGCGACAUUCCUCCUAGUCACCUAGGAGAUGGACUCUCACAGGGCAAAGAUUUCUUAGAUUACAGUUUAGAGACAAAUCUAAAUGUUGCGACCCACUCUCCUUUACACGUGCUCAGGGAUUGCAACCCAGUCUCCACGUUGAUGGCGCCUUCCAAUUUACAAGACCGCGUCCUUUUCGAUCAGGUAUUGAACUCAAACAACAGUGCUACAGCUCAUGCCCAGGGAGGGGGAGCCACAUCAGGCAAUAGUAAAGAGAAACGGUUCCUCUGCAUGUUCUGUAACAAAGGCUUCAGCUGCACCCAGAAGGUAGAGAUCCACCAGAGGGUCCACACAGGGGUGAAACCCUUCAGCUGUACUCAGUGUCACAUGCGCUUUGCCCAGGCUGGCCACCUGAAGAGGCACCAGAGGGUCCACACAGGGGUGAAACCCUUCAGCUGUACCCAGUGUCAAAUGCGCUUCGCUCAGGCUGGUGACCUGAAGAGGCACCAGAGGGUCCACACAGGGGAGAAACCCUUCAGCUGCCCCCAGUGUGAGAAGAGGUUCUCCCGCCAGCACCAGCUGAAGAUGCACCUGAAGGUCCACACAGGAGAGAGGUCGUUCGCCUGAAGGCAUAUAUAGAUUCCUGGGUUGGAACCAACAUGCAGUACCUCCAGCAGGAAGAGAGGCACAAACCAUUUGUCUGCCAGCUCACUGACAAGCUACACUAUUCACAGCCCUGUGUAAUGUUCAAUGUAAUCGCAUUACAAUACCUUUUUAAA
Messenger RNA from Coregonus clupeaformis (lake whitefish), 1944 nucleotides. Its product is annotated as zinc finger protein interacting with ribonucleoprotein K-like. The coding region runs from base 203 to 1792 and encodes 529 amino acids. Lineage: Eukaryota; Metazoa; Chordata; Actinopteri; Salmoniformes; Salmonidae. The record is from RefSeq and is a predicted model, not a curated record. The transcript is spliced from 4 exons. Gene Ontology annotation, biological process: regulation of transcription by RNA polymerase II. Gene Ontology annotation, molecular function: DNA-binding transcription factor activity, RNA polymerase II-specific; RNA polymerase II cis-regulatory region sequence-specific DNA binding.